Hypoxylon fragiforme is the source of this 2875-nucleotide messenger RNA. Its product is annotated as something about silencing, SAS, complex subunit 4-domain-containing protein. The coding region runs from base 530 to 2398 and encodes 622 amino acids. Gene Ontology annotation, cellular component: SAS acetyltransferase complex. The transcript has 2 exons. Gene Ontology annotation, molecular function: histone acetyltransferase activity. The record is from RefSeq and is a predicted model, not a curated record. Lineage: Eukaryota; Fungi; Ascomycota; Sordariomycetes; Xylariales; Hypoxylaceae.
UAUCUACCUAAGUACUACCUAGUAUGUAGUAGACUGUAGUAGGUAUAUACAUAUGAAGUACAUACUCCGUGCCUUAGGUAACAAUAUCAAUCCAUGAUGUGAAUAAUGCUGGACGGCACAGUUUUUUAACAUGAUUUUACAUACGGUGAGUAUCUGCAAAACCGAAGCAUGCCUGCCUGGCAGUGUCUAUUAGUACCUUAGGUACAAUACCUACUGAACAACACAAGCACUGUAAAGGCACAGCAAUAGCGCAUCCAUGGAUGUGCACAGCGCGACGCACCUGCAAAAAUAGCCCUGAAUGAUCAAUCAUUCAUCAAUUGAUGACAACAACGCCCUAGAGAAAGUUCGACUUGGUAAAUUCAAGCAACUGUUUUGUCAAUGCGCAUUUGUUAAAUACUACAUUUAUGUACUAUUUACCAUAUCGGCAAUUGAAUAACAACUAUCGACAAUUGACAAUCGAAAUUCGACAAUCGACAUUUCAACCUUUGUCCUGUACCACCAGCGACCGCAAUGUCAAUCACUACCACUGAUGGCUACUUCAUCGCGACGACCUGAAGCGCUUCAGCGCUCUCAAAAAUACUCGGGCUAUCAGCGACGCGCACCGCACGAACAAGAAGAGCGACGACAAAAACAGACAGACAAUUCGGGCAUUAUUAAUGCUGGUUUGAAUGCUAAUAUUGUCGCUACAAAACAUGCGACUUCGCAUGUCAUCACGACUCAAAUUAGAACGAGGAAUUCGCAGAACAUCCUCCAACAACCUAGUCCUCCUCGAAUGAAACGACCACUCGAUCCUAUUGUCAAUAAUUACGAUCCUUCCAAGACCAAAAGAACUAGAAUUACUGUUGAAAUUGUGUCGAGACCCGCUCCUCCUGCUGGUCCCCUGAAAUCCAUCACCGUGAAGCCGCAACAGCUCCCUACGAACGAAUCCUCGGUCGCAUCAACAAAUUCUCCUCCCUCGCCUCCCCUUUCAGUUCCUCCUACUCGACAAAAACCCUCCAAGACGGCGACAGCAGCAGAAUCAAGCAUUAAAAAACACAAAGAAAAAGAAAUUAAUGGAAUCAAACAUGAAUUGGAUAGGUUGCAGCCAAAUGCAGCUGACACCAAUUCGGCAACAGAGCCAUCCGGUCGCAAGUUGCGGUCACAAGAGGCGACUCGCUUCAAAAGUGAAUUAUCGGCAUAUUUCCCAGAUUAUGACGAAGUAAUCGGGAAUGAUCCUAAAGAGCAACAUAUCCUUAACCUUGAUACCCCUAUCGUCUUUGUCGAUACCAAUCCCCUCUCGGAUAACGCAUACCAGUUAUCACAGCCCCCAAUACCCGCGCCAAACACAGCGCUAAGCUCAGACAGCUCAGGCCUCUCACCCCACUUACCUACAGUGCGUACGUACGGUGACAAUCUGUUCUCAGACCUACAUGACUCACAACGCAUCGACUUUUCCUUUCUCGAGGCACAGUACCACAAGAACCCUAUUCAGGAUUCUUUACCUGAUUUGUUUUUCGGCCCUUCACACAAAAAAGCCGAAAGGCUUGAGAAAUCAAUUCGAAAUACAGAGAAAGGUCGCGCCCAGCAUGAAAAGGACCAAAUUAUUCGGCUGCUCAAUGAGUUGCAAGGUCCUGAUUGGCUGAGAACGAUGGGAGUUAGUGGAGUUACAGAAAGUCGUAAAAAGACCUUUGAGCCUGCACGAGAUCACUUCAUUAAGGGUUGUCAAGCGAUCUUGGAGAAAUUCCGCAUAUGGAGCCAAGAAGAAAAAAAGCGGAAGCUCGAGAGGGAACGCGCCUUGGCGGAAGAGGCGGAGCAAGAAGAAGCAGAUGAAGAAGAUGAAGAAGAAGAUGACCAAUUAGAAGAAGAAGAAGAGGACGAGGACGAGGACGAGGAAGAAGAAGAGGAAGAUGAAGAGGAAGAGGAAGAGGAGGACGAGGAGAAAGUAGAUGAAGAUGAAGAAGUUGUAGAAGAAGAGGAUGAGGAAGAAGAAGAUGAUGGAGAUGAAGAUGUGGAUAUGAUUGAUGCCGAAGCAGGACAUACCAUAUCUGAUGAUGUCAGCGAUGGCAACCCUCCAGAUUACAGCGAUGUUGACGCAUCCGCGAGACAGCUUCAUGACGAAGCGCUAGCACGUGCGAAAUACACCGCUUCGAGCUCCAAGAAAUUUCGAGGUGAUCCUUCGCUGAAAUCUCCUGAGCCAUUGGUAGAAAAGGAGUUCACCUCAUUCUUCGACAAGAAACAUCAGCGCGAUGCAGCUCUCAACAAAACUCGGCGCAGAGGAAGAACAGUUGUGGCUUGGGGCCAUCCCGUACCAGAUAUGUUGGAGGCAGAGUUUGACUUACCUGAAGAGUACCGGGACACGGAAACAUUGAGAGCAUAUGAGAGACAGAAGAGGCGAGAGAGACGCCAACGUCAACACUGAUUUGGUUCGAUCUCUUUACUGUACUGCGGUCCAGAGUUGCAAGUGCCCGGCCAACAGAGAGAUUCUUGCAAACUAUGAUGUAGCUUUGGGAAUCCGGGCCCUGACUGCUUUCGAAUCCAUAUCUUGUACAACACGGACAUACAUGUAAUCUUGAAGCUAAGUUCAAAGUUAUGUACGUCUCUAUUGCUCGGGUUGGAAGCUAUUCAUGAACUAGCACUUUCGAUAAACCCUACUCAAUGAGCUCGCAUUCAACCUCAUGCUGUAAUAUUUAAUUCAGUAAACACUUUUACAAUUUACCUUGACGGGCAAGUUUCUUUGCUUGGUAAAUGAUAGCAAACUCCUGUUAGUAUUGUGAAAGUCAAUUAUAAUGGCAAGUGACUGUAGUAAAUGUUGACGGUAAAAUGUAUAAAUUCAACGAGUGAUGUGCAACUACAUUAUAAGUGCAUACUAUUAAUAUCCUUUCAUGAAGAGUUGUGC